This is a messenger RNA of Saccostrea echinata, 3043 nucleotides long. Its product is annotated as SCO-spondin-like. The record is from RefSeq and is a predicted model, not a curated record. Bases 14 to 3043 code for a protein of 1009 amino acids. Gene Ontology annotation, cellular component: extracellular matrix. The transcript is spliced from 16 exons. Lineage: Eukaryota; Metazoa; Mollusca; Bivalvia; Ostreida; Ostreidae.
UCCAGCCGGUUAUAUGCCAAAUUACUGCCGUACACCAGAAGAUGAAAAGGCUGCGAAUGACGCAUGCGCCCUAAUAAACUCAUUGCUUCACCCCUGUCAUACAGCUAUUAACCCAAAGAUGUACUACACAAUGUGUAAGAAUAUGCACUGUAAAGCCACGACAGAAAAAGACAGAAACGACGUGCGAUGCCAAUAUGCCAAUGCUUAUUCCCAGGAAUGUGCCGCUAUCAACAUCGUCAUGAAAUGGAGGUCCAAAUAUUUAUGUCCACGAGAGUGUCCCACACCCUUGGAAUAUUCUGAGUGUACCUCCUCCUGCCCCCGGACCUGCAGGACACUUUACCUAGUGGAGCCAGAUGAGUGUAAGAUGUGUAUCAGCGGAUGUCAGUGUCCAGUGGGGACCUUCCUUCAGGACGGAAAAUGUGUCAAGGCAGAGGACUGCAUGUGUGAAUUUAACAAGAAGCAGUACAAGCAUGGCGAUACCAUUAAACAACGCUGUAAUCUUUGCACCUGUGAUAGAGGAAGAUGGACCUGUGAAGAAGACCGAUGUUCGUCUAGCUGUGAAAUGACAGGAUUGAAUCACGUCGCCACAUUUGAUGGAAAUCGUUACAGUUUUGCUCCAGACUCCUGCUCAUAUACAUUAGUUGAGCCGGAUUCUAAUAUUGCACAAGAGAAUGAACGCGCUAACAUGACGAUCAAAGUAAAAAUGGACAAGUGUACUGACUUCCAAGACGUGAAUUGUAUCAGUGGCAUCACACUGACAUAUCAAAGUGCUAUUGUUAAGAUGGAGAAAGACAAAAUAUUCAUUAAUCACGUGGACUACAGUGACACAAUUCGAAACACACCUUACUCUUUCGGAGGAAUCUAUGUUAAAGACGUCACCAAUAAGUUUAGAGUCGUUAAAGCAUUUGGCUUGAAGAUUCUUUACGAUAAAAGAAGAACUCUUUACAUAGACCUUAAACCAUUUUAUGCUAACAAGGUAAGGGGAAUGUGUGGACAAUUCAAUUACGACAUCACUGAUGACUUCAAAGUGCCCAAUGGUGGAGAACAGGCAUUAAUUCAGAACUUUGCAAAUGCGUACGGUGAUUCGACCUGUCAGACGGGAACUUACAGCUACAAUUUAGAGAUGGAGGCUAAACACGAAGCAUGUAAACCUCUGAUGGACACUGCUAGUGGAGCCCUCUUUGCAGAAUGUAUUCUGAAACACGAGGAGUUGUCCAAAUUCUAUUACACACAAUGUAAUUACGAUAUGAUGAAGCGGACCACCCAGCUUAACAUGGAGGCUUUGUGUGACACUGUGUCGGCCUUCUCCCGCCAUUGUACAUUUAGUGGUUUAUUUGUACCAUGGUACAACCACAGCGCUUAUAUCAAUCGGUGUGAAAAUUAUUUAAGCUGUAGUCAAGACGGAUCAGCCGGGUCAGUAUAUACAGAUUGUGCAAAAAUUUGCCACGGAACGUGUCGUGACCAGCAGUUAGCAGAUUCCAACUGUGAGGAAGAGUGCGUACCCGGGUGCAUGUGUCCUAAUGGUCAGGUCCAAGACGAUUACGGUACCUGUGUCAACAUUCAGCAGUGUACAUGUUACGAUCAGUACUCACCGAAAGAAAGCAGAAUAAAGAAGGCAGGAGAUGUAGUUACCAGAAAGUGUACAGACUGUACGUGUACAAACGGUACAUUUGCGUGUGGAAAAGAGAGCUGUGAGGAGCAAAUAAUCUGUCCGAAGAAUCAAGUGUACCGAAAGGGUGUUUCAGCUUGCCGAAAGACGUGCGAGAUGUACGGCCGAGAGAUGAUUUGUGACAACGACGUACUAAUGGACGGCUGUGUUUGCGACGAAAAUAACAACCAAACUACCUACAUGGCGCCUGAUGGAACAUGUGUGUCCUCCGACCAAUGUCCAUGUCUCUUUGGUACUAAUUGGUAUAAACCCGGUGAGAGCGUCACAUACGGAUGUAAAGUUUUUCGUUGUGAGAACCAGAACUGGAGAAAGAUUGAAGACAAGAACUGUCCAGCUGUCUGCAGGGCUUCAGGAGACCCCCACUACACUACAUUUGAUGGACUUGCCUAUUCCUUCCAAGGAGUUUGUUCGUACAUACUCUCUAGAGCCAAAGACAAAAGUUUUCAGAUCAUCACGGAAAACGUAAAAUGCGGUAGUACUGAUGUGUCCUGUACGAAAUCUAUCCAGAUCUCUAUCAGAGGUCAGGAAAUAAACCUUGUCCGAGGAAAAGACGACGUGAAUAGUACAACAGACAAUACAUAUAAAGUUAAUGACAUUGUCAUCACUAAACAGAGUUUCUGGACAUCUAUCCACGCUCCCAGUGACAAUCUCACCAUCCUCUGGGACAGCGGUACCCGUGUAUAUGUGUUCCUGAAACCCAUCUGGCAAGGAAGAGUGGAAGGGUUAUGUGGUAACUAUGAUGGAGACUCUGUCAAUGAGUAUAAAAAGGUCGAUGGCAGCGAGGGAACCGCCGCUGACUUUGCCAACAGUUGGGCAGCAUCUACUAGUUGUCCAGUAGCAUCUGUUGGAAGUUCAUCUGAAAUCAUACCAUGCUCUGGUGAAUUGUCACACAGAAAACAAUGGGCCGAAGAAUCCUGUGGAAUAAUAUACAGUGAUAUUUUCAAGUCCUGUCGAGAGUUCCUCACAGACACCGUAGUUACAAGAUAUCACUCUAAUUGCCUGUUUGAUGCCUGCAGAUGUGAUAGUGGAGGAGACUGUGAGUGUUUCUGCACUGCGGUAGCUGACUUCGCGGAGCGCUGUAAUCAAGCCGGAUAUCCGGUCAAAUGGAGGAGUCAGAAAGUCUGUCCUAUUAUGUGUGAGAAUGGCUUCCGUUACACUCCCUGCGCCUCUCCCUGUCCCCAGACCUGUAGAAAUAUCGGUGAUGAGCCAGAACCCUACUGCAACGACACCCAGUGUGUGGAAGGAUGCUUCUGUCCGGAGGGAUACGUCCAGAAAGACGACCGAUGUGUUUUGGCUGAAGAUUGUCCUUGCUUUUACAAUGGUCAAGAGUGGCCAAAGGGAGCAGUGAUUCAAAGAGAUUGCCUGAAUUGGUAA